AUGUUUAAUAGAAUUUUUACUUACGUAUGGAAUGGAAUGAAAAAAAGAGUAGAUUUACAACCGUAUACAUAUAUUCAUAAAAGAAGGAUGAUUAGACAUAGAAAUUCUAUGAUAAAUUUCACAAAUUUCUUGCUCUAUUUCAAUUCUACUUCAACAGUGCAUUGCGUUAUGGAUAGUUGGAUUAUUGUCCAUGGGAUGAAUAUUUUUUCUAUUCCAGGUGUUGACCAAGAAGUAAUCUUGAUGCUGGCAAGUGUUGACCAAGAAAUGAUCUUGAUGCUGGCAAGUUAA
Molecule: messenger RNA, 288 nt
Organism: Clunio marinus
Lineage: Eukaryota; Metazoa; Arthropoda; Insecta; Diptera; Chironomidae
Source: the annotation of a GenBank genome assembly